AUGAAUUGGACCGGUGGCCAAUUGCAUCGUCACUCGUCUCGCAAAGGAAUAUUGUCCAAGACCCAGAAGCAGAAUUUCGCCAAAUCUCGCCAACUCAUCAACGAUCGAGCGUCUCGUCCGCCUGCGUCAUUCCAGGGCUUUCCCAGGCUGGGAGUUGAUAGCCCAGAAACUGAGCUCCUCGGCUCACGGCAGCAGGCAUCUGGGUGCUCUCGGAUGUCGAUUUCUAAAAGACCCAAACUGGGCGGCAGUAUCCAUGGCCCAGCCAUUAGACUAUCAAUUUCCCCCAUAGAGGAAAUCGAGCGCUUCGGCAAACGACGCAAACUGAAUGAUGCUGACCGCAAGCGUCUAUCAACUACCUCUGGAGACCGGGUUGUACGCCUUUUUAGGCCUCGCCUGAGGACUCGCCAGCUGACUUCCGAGCGAGACGCCUACUUGAAUGGCAUCCAAAUCCGAAUCGAUGGUCAACCUGCUGAUGGAUCGUCGGCUGCAAGCACUGCCGAAAGGCCGAGCCAACCUUCAUCACAGUCCAUCGUCCUUUGUGAUGAUUCUGGUCCGGUUCACUAUUCCUCCACUCGUGGUCACCCAAACGCCGAUCAAAAUUGCUCGGGGCGAGAUUUUCUCAGCCUCCGCCCAAGCCAUCAGGCCCCACCAUCUAAGGUCCCCAAAGCCCCCUCGACCAUUCCAGAAACGGUUAUGCUGCAGAUCUCUGAGCCUGUGUCACCAUCUCGUGUUCCUCUUCAAGAAAACUUAAUCUAUGGGCUAAGCGGCCGCAACCGAGUUGAUGUCUCUCCUGGUUCCGCUAGGCUGCCGUGGUCCGCACGUCGGCAUUUCACUAUUGAUGACCAAAUACAAGCGGAGCAGAACAAUCUCGCCAUUUGUUUAGAUGCCAAUGCUCCAUCUCGCCCAAGGUCCCCUAGCUCUGUGACCACAUUGCUGGCGUCACCCUCUCUGCUCAGUCCUGAAAUACCGCCAAGUCUGAAUGCCUCGAACCGGCCGUUGCAACCACGAUGGUCCAUGUUUUCCCCCAACUUUCGUCAGCCCAAUGCUGCUCGUCCUCAAGAAUUCCAUGGCUUUGAUGUUACAUGCACCAAUUCCACCGAGCACCCACCCUAUCAUAUUUACAAAGAUCGCAGUUUUGGGGAUAUGAGAUUCUUUGGUCAGGUUGUCCGCCAAGACGAUUAG
Molecule: messenger RNA, 1182 nt
Organism: Penicillium argentinense
Lineage: Eukaryota; Fungi; Ascomycota; Eurotiomycetes; Eurotiales; Aspergillaceae
Exons: 3
Coding region: 1-1182 (393 amino acids)
Source: RefSeq, a predicted model, not a curated record